This is a messenger RNA of Ochotona princeps (American pika), 3099 nucleotides long. RefSeq names its product splicing factor proline and glutamine rich (gene SFPQ). Gene Ontology annotation, biological process: regulation of DNA-templated transcription. Lineage: Eukaryota; Metazoa; Chordata; Mammalia; Lagomorpha; Ochotonidae. The transcript has 10 exons. Gene Ontology annotation, cellular component: nucleus. Gene Ontology annotation, molecular function: RNA binding. The coding region runs from base 118 to 2250 and encodes 710 amino acids. The record is from RefSeq and is a predicted model, not a curated record.
AGAGGACAAAGGCGGCGCGCCGCCUGUGUCAUCCGCCAUUUUGUGCGAAGCAAGGUGGCCUCCACGUUCCCCGAGCGUCUUCUGCGCUUCUGCCUCGACCGCCCCUUGACCGCACCAAUGUCUCGGGACCGGUUCCGGAGUCGCGGCGGCGGCGGUGGCGGCUUCCACCGGCGCGGAGGAGGCGGUGGCCGCGGUGGCCUCCACGACUUCCGCUCCCCGCCGCCCGGCAUGGGCCUCAACCAGAACCGUGGUCCGAUGGGUCCCGGCCCUGGCGGCCCUAAGCCCCCGAUCCCGCCGCCGCCUCCGCACCAGCAGCAGCAGCCGCCGCAGCCGCAGCCCCAGCCCCCGCCGCAGCAGCAACCUCCUCCACAGCAGCCUCCGCCGCCGCAUCCACAAGCGCAUCCGCAGCAGCAGCCGCCGCCGCCGCCGCAGCAGCAGGACUCGUCCAAGCCCGUCGUGCCGCAGGGACCCGGGCCGGCUCCCGGGGUCGGGACGGCGCCGCCGGCCUCGGGCACGGCUCCACCGGCCACGCCGCCAGCCACCGGCGCCCCUCCGGGGCCGGGGCCCACCCCGACGCCGCCGCCCGCCGUGACCGCCGCCCCGCCGGGGGCGCCCCCGCCGGCCCCGCCGACCAGCGGCGUCCCGACCACUCCCCCGCAGACCGGGGGCCCGCCGCCGCCACCCCCGCCGGCCGCCGGCCCUGUCCCGGGGCCAGGGCCCAAGCCGGGUCCCGGACCCGGAGGCCCGAAAGGCGGCAAGAUGCCCGGAGGCCCCAAGCCCGGCGGCGGCCCUGGCCUGAGCACGCCCGGCGUGCACCCGAAGCCUCCGCACCGGGGCGGCGGGGAGCCUCGCGGGGGCCGCCAGCAUCACCCGCCCUACCACCAGCAGCACCACCAGGGGCCUCCGCCCGGCGGGCCCGGCGGCCGCAGCGAGGAGAAAAUCUCGGACUCGGAGGGGUUCAAAGCUAACUUGUCUCUGCUGAGGAGGCCUGGAGAGAAAACUUACACUCAGCGUUGUCGAUUGUUCGUUGGGAACCUACCCGCUGAUAUCACUGAGGACGAGUUCAAAAGGUUGUUUGCUAAAUACGGAGAGCCUGGAGAAGUUUUUAUCAACAAAGGCAAAGGAUUCGGAUUUAUUAAACUUGAAUCUAGAGCUCUGGCCGAGAUUGCCAAAGCUGAACUUGAUGAUACGCCCAUGAGGGGUAGACAGCUUCGGGUUCGCUUUGCCACACAUGCUGCCGCCCUUUCUGUUCGUAAUCUGUCUCCGUAUGUUUCCAAUGAACUGUUGGAAGAAGCCUUUAGCCAGUUUGGGCCGAUUGAGAGGGCUGUUGUAAUUGUGGAUGAUCGUGGAAGAUCUACAGGGAAAGGUAUCGUGGAAUUUGCUUCAAAGCCAGCAGCAAGAAAAGCCUUCGAACGAUGCAGCGAAGGGGUGUUCCUGCUGACAACGACUCCGCGUCCAGUCAUUGUGGAGCCACUGGAACAGUUAGACGAUGAGGACGGCCUUCCCGAGAAGCUGGCUCAGAAGAAUCCCAUGUAUCAAAAGGAGAGAGAAACUCCUCCUCGCUUUGCUCAGCAUGGCACAUUUGAGUAUGAGUACUCCCAGCGAUGGAAGUCUCUGGAUGAAAUGGAGAAACAGCAGAGAGAACAAGUUGAAAAAAAUAUGAAGGAUGCAAAGGAUAAAUUGGAGAGUGAGAUGGAAGAUGCUUACCAUGAGCAUCAGGCGAAUCUUUUGCGCCAAGAUCUAAUGAGACGCCAGGAAGAAUUAAGACGUAUGGAAGAGCUUCACAAUCAAGAAAUGCAGAAGCGUAAAGAAAUGCAAUUGAGGCAAGAGGAAGAACGACGUAGAAGGGAAGAGGAGAUGAUGAUCCGUCAACGGGAGAUGGAAGAACAAAUGAGACGCCAAAGAGAGGAAAGUUACAGCCGUAUGGGUUACAUGGACCCAAGAGAAAGAGACAUGAGAAUGGGAGGUGGAGGAGCAAUGAACAUGGGAGAUCCCUAUGGUUCAGGAGGCCAGAAAUUUCCACCUCUAGGUGGUGGUGGUGGCAUAGGUUACGAAGCUAACCCUGGAGUUCCACCAGCAACCAUGAGUGGUUCCAUGAUGGGAAGCGACAUGCGUACUGAGCGCUUUGGGCAGGGAGGUGCGGGGCCUGUGGGUGGACAGGGUCCUAGAGGAAUGGGGCCUGGAACUCCAGCAGGAUAUGGUAGAGGCAGAGAAGAGUAUGAAGGCCCCAACAAAAAGCCCCGCUUUUAGGUGUGAUAUCUAGGCUUUCAUUCCAGUUUGUUUUUGUCCUUUCUUGUUUAGAUACUGAUCUUUUAAAUUCUUGCAUUUUAGUAAGAAAGCUAUCUUUUUAUGGAUGUUAGCAGCUUAUUGACCGGUUAUUUGUAAAUGGUCUGUUUGGGCAGGUAAAAUUAUGUAAUGCAGUGUUUGAAACAGGAGAAAAAAAUUUUCUUUUUAUUUCCUUUUUAAUUUUUUUUAACUGUAUAAUGUCCCUCAAGUUAUGGCAGUGUACCUGUGCCACUGAAUUUCCGAAGUGUACCAAUUUUUUUUACUGUGCUUCAAAUAAAUAGAAAAAAAAUAGUUAAUAUGAUCUUCAACUUUGCCAUUCAUGCUUCUGCACAUUAGGCUGAGAAGUCCACUUUGAAAGCAUGGACGUGUCUAGACCUCGAAUGGCAAGUGCCAUUUCUAGAUGUAUGUGGAGGCUAAGUACUGCUUUCCAAAGAUCAGUGCCCCCUUGUUUUAAAACGAAGAGAUGAAGACUGAAGUAGUUUCAUGAUUUAUUUGGCAUUAUAGGAAGCAAGCUUUGGUGCUGAGUAUUUUUUAAAUGGUUAUGUAAGCAAAGCUGAACUGUAAAUCUUUCAUUCAGGAAUAUGUAAUGAAGAUUGUGGAAUGGAUGUAAGACCCUUGGUAGAGGAGAGACCGGGUUUGGUUAUGGCUCUUUCAUGGCCCCAUGAUCUAUCUCUUUGUUGAAAGGUUUUGAAAAAUGGAAAGAUUUUUGUUGCCUUUCCCCAUUCUUGUUUUUAAAGAAACAGCAGAAUCCCAAGCCCUUCAAAUGGCUUGUAUUGAACUUUUACAUUUGAAUUAAAGAUUGUUAAACAUGAA